AUGGAGUGCAGCCAGAAGGACGCAGUGUGGCCGCUGAGCGCCGUGGAGAGCGGCCUGAGGCUUCUGGGUCUCUGGUCCCCGUCCCAGGACCGGCGGCUCCCCCAGCUGCUGGCGCUGUGCUGCGUGCUGGCCGCCCACGCCUUCCUGCUGCUCACUAAUAAUGGCAGUCUCGUCAUGGACACGCCGUCGGACCUGCCGCAGCUCUCCUUCACCGCCUACAACUCUCUCACCGUCAUCGGUCUCACGGCAAAGGUGGUGUCUUUCCCGCUGGAAGGCGCCCGGCUGUCGCGGAUGCUGCAGCUGCUGGCCGAGGCUCGCCGGCGCUUCCCCGACUCCGAGGGCCGCCGCGACCGCCACCACAACAUGGCCCUCAAGCUGCAUCGCUUCCUGCAGGUGUCGUACAGGAUGAACUCGGCCAUGUGGACCGUCGCUCCUAUCGUAGCCGGCGCCAUUGCCAAGGCGCGAGCAGACGGACGCCCGGUGAAGCGGGGCUUCAUGAUGCCCCUGUGGCUGCCGUUGGACACGCAGUCGUCGCCCACGUACGAGAUCCUGCUGGGCGUGCAGGUGCCGUGCUGCUGGAUCUGCUCGGAGACGUCGGUGCUGCUGGACUGCGCCAUGCUGGCGCUGAUGCUGCAGGCCGCCGCCGAGCUGGCCGUCCUCAACGACAGGCUCUCCGGCGUCGGAGCUGGCGGGGCCCCGAGUGCCGCGCUCCCCGCCUGCUACAAGGACACGUCUCCAGCAAAAGCGUCGUACAACUUUGAAGGAAAAUCUGCCGCCGCAGCUGAGGCUGAGGCCCAAAGUCCUCUGUAUUCACGUGAUGAGAUGUUCCGCAGCCUCGUGGAGAACAUAAAUCACCAUCAGAUCAUUAUAAAGUGA
Molecule: messenger RNA, 876 nt
Organism: Schistocerca cancellata (South American locust)
Lineage: Eukaryota; Metazoa; Arthropoda; Insecta; Orthoptera; Acrididae
Exons: 3
Coding region: 1-876 (291 amino acids)
Biological process (GO): detection of chemical stimulus involved in sensory perception of smell; sensory perception of smell
Cellular component (GO): plasma membrane
Molecular function (GO): olfactory receptor activity; odorant binding
Source: RefSeq, a predicted model, not a curated record